CAUACAUAACACGCACACACACGCGCGCGCGCGUUCUCUGUUAGUUUAUACUUUAAAACAUCUGUAAAUGUCAGUAAACGUCUUUCUGCGGUUGAUAAGCACCGAUUGUGAAACAAGAGAAGAGAAUUGAAAUCGGAAUAAGCUGUACGAGAGAUCAUACUUUGCUUAAAAAAGGAGAAGAAUGGACAGUGCAAUUACGUAAAGCGUUCGUUUUCGAGAACUACGAAACGGCGACGAGCUCCACUAAAGACUCCUUUUGCAAUGGACGAGUGUACUUCAACAAUAUAUUCUAUCUGGGUGAAACGGUGACCGUAUAACAAUAGUGUCUCAUUACAAGCAAAAUGAUACACAGACAUAUGUAAAUACGCACCGUUUAACCGUAGUAGUUUCUACCGUGUAUUUUUAAUUGUUGAUACGCGAUAUAUAUUUUCACGUUGUAACAUGAUGGGAAUAUUGUACGAGAAGAGGCCGUUGAAAAGGCCAAGACUGGGUCCUCCGGAUGUGUAUCCUCAAGAACCAAAGCAAAAGGAGGACGAGCUGUCGCUAACGAACGUCAAGCACGGCUUCACCACCAUACCACAGCUGGCGGAUGAAUUCGGAACGGCCAGAAGCUCCAAUGUCACCGCUGCCAAGGUCGGCGCGUUCUUUAACGCGAUUCUCGCUAAGAAAGAGGAGCUCGCAACGAUGCCUGAUACCGGUAGAAAGAGACAGCAGAUUAAUCCCAAAGAUAACUUUUGGCCAGUGACCGCCAGGUCGAAGAACAGCAUCGAAACAUGGUUUAAAGAUCUCUCAAGUAGCAAACCAUUGGUUACUCUCGCAAAGAAAGCUCCAAACUUUAAUAAAAAAGAGGAAUUAUUUAUGAUGCUUUGUGAAUACCAAGUACCAAUGCUGAGAGCAGCCUGGUAUAUCAAGCUUAGUUCGGCUUAUACGGUUGCGGUCUCAGAAGCUAAGAUCAAAAAGCGCCAGCUGCCAGAUCCGACUACUGAAUGGACUGGCACUCUCAUAAAAUUUCUGAAAGAUCAAUUGUCCAAGCUGCAAGAGUACUAUCAUAUGGACAAUCAUGUGACUAAUCCUAGCAACAGUAAUAAUAAUACAACAAACAAUUCCUGCAACAGCAAUGGAGCUGUUGCAACAAAUAACAACAGCACCACUAAUAACAGUAACAAUAAUAAUGUUAAUAAUAAUAGUAGUACUCCUACUAAUAAUAAUACCACUACUAAUAACAGCAGCAACAACAAUACCAACAACAAUAACAACAGUGGCAACAAUGCAAACAAUAGUAAUGGCACUGUUAUUACUCAACCACCUACACCUACAUCGAGUAAUCAACAAACAACAGGCAAUACAAUGAACGAAGAACAUAAAUUAGCGCUUAAACAAUGGCACUAUUGUGUACAAUUAGUAAAAUACAUGUUUGAAGAAGGUUUGCUGGAUAGACAAGAGUUGUUACAGUGGAUUCUGGAAUUACUAGAUAAGACCAGAUCUUCCACUUCGGAAGAUGGGAUAUUGAAACUUCUAUUGCCAUUGGCUCUGCAAUAUUUAGAAGAGUUUAUACAAUCCGAACUGUUAGCCAGAAAAUUGGCGUAUUUAUGCUGUCGUAAAUUGGCACACAUGUGCAACAAUGUUGAGAGCAACAACAAUCCUCAAAGUCCAUCAGUUAAUAAAACCGAGAGCAACAGCAACAAGGACACUGUUACUACUCAAGUACCAUUGAAUCCUUUGACGGUUGCUUUCAAUGACUAUCUGACUUGCGCCCAUCACAGAGACGUAAUUUACAGUUUAUCUACCAUAAUCCAGGUCAUAACUUUGGAAUGUCCUACAGCGUUGGUAUGGAACAGCGUUGGUGAGGGAAAGGCACCGUCGGUUUUAAAUGGAUCACCUUUAGAUUAUUUGCCAUGUCCUCCGGCAGCUUUGCCGUGUCCACCCGCGAGCUCGGCCAAUCCUACGAUGAAACAGCUUAAGAUUGCGCAAGAAAAUAUACGAGCUCGAUCACAAGCGGCGGAGGGCAGAUGGUCGUGCGACAAGUGGCAACAGAGCAGCGCAGGUACAACGACUAACAAGGUUUUAGCAGCUUUGGACGCUCUUGAUCGGCACAGUUUCGACCGAAUGGACGCAUCGAAUUCACUUGACACGUUGUACGCAAAAAUAUUUACACCACCCCCGAAAGAUAACAACUCGAACGAACGUGACACGAAAACGGAAUACAAUCCGCAACAAGAUUCGGCGGUGGUUGAAAUUUUGUGCGAGUGGGCCGUGAGCGCCGAACGUUGGGGAGAGCAUCGAGCGAUGGCGGUUGCCAAGCUUCUUGAAAAACGACAAAGCGAAGCUCUGGGUGAGACCAACGACAACGACGAUAAGGACAGUACGUGCAGCAAUGGAAAUCCGCCUAUUCUUCCGAUUUUUCAACCGUUACUCAUGAAAUUCUUGGACGUGGACGCUCCGAUAUUGGACAGCACCUCGGCUCAAUCUAAGGCUCAGUUUACGAAUCUAGUUCACCUGUUCUCGGAAUUAAUAAGGCAUGACGUCUUCUCGCACGACGCGUAUAUGUGUACUCUGAUUUCGAGAGGUGAUCUUAUACAAGGUCCAGUAGCUAGCAAACCUGGAACACCAAGCAACAGGGAACCGAUCGACGAGGACAGUCUAUUCCCGGGUAUAGAUUUAAAGCCGGCCAAAUUGGAAGUUUCGGAUCACGGACGUACUAUGGAUUAUGACGACAGUAAAAUCGAUGACGACCUGGACAAGAUAUUACAGCACAUUAAAGAAGAUCAACAAAAUAGCAUGGAUGCACCAGAUAGUCCAAAAGAAGACGCUUUGACCGGUCACGGGGGUCAUGAAAGUCUCGAUUCGAAAAUGCCAUCAAGUCACAGCAGACAUUUGUUGUAUACCACCCAUUUUCCACUGCCACAAGACGAGACGUGCAGUCAGCAUGAUUGCAAUCAGCGACAUGUGUUGCUAUACGGUGUCGGACGCGUCCGAGACGACGCUCGACAUCUUGUUAAAAAAAUGACGAAAGAAGUGUGUAAAUUGUUCGGUAAGAAAUUCAGUAUUGAUGUUGCAGAGGGUGGCAAGGUGAAGAAACAUUCUCGAAGUGAAUUCAACUUCGAGGCUGUUACGAUGAAAUUUCAAAAUCUAAGUUACUUCGAUCAACAUGUUGUCACAUGGCAGUGCGCAACGCAAGUAAUAGAAAUGCUCAACACAUUCGCAUUGGCUGGUUCUUCUUAUUUACCGGUUCAUGAGCACGUAGCUUUUCUUUUCGAUUUAAUGGAGCUCGCGUUAAACAUAUACGGCCUAAUCGACGUUUGUAUACAAAUUCUGAAAGAGCUGCCGGAAGUAGAGGCACAAUUGACGGCUAGAAACAGUCAAUUGGUUCGAAGUUACACUACGAAUCUCAGUUUGUAUGUGGUCGGUGUAUUGAGAAGAUACCACUGUUGUUUGUUACUGUCACCCGAGCAGACUACAGCGGUGUUCGAUUUACUGUGCAAAGUGGUGAAGCACGUCUCAAAUCCCAGCGACUGCAGUUCCGCCGAACGAUGCGUGUUGGCGCACCUGUACGACUUGUAUUCGACGUGUUCUCUUCUGAAAACGAAAUCACACGGAGUGGAGGCGUUCAGUAACGCUUAUCCAAAGAUACGAACCGCUCUUUACAGCACAUUGCAACCAACGCCUUCGAGUCACGUGUACAAUUCGCAGUUUAUGGUGGAUGUCUUCACUAGCCUGCGAAGAGGCGGAAAGAUCGAGCCUCAAUGGGCGAGACAGUUGAACGAAACACCGGCUAAUCGGUAUAGUUUUGUCUGCAACGCGAUCGUCGCAGUCUGCAGCGAAACGGAUAACGAUAAACUGAACGACAUUGCUAUAACUUGCGCUGAACUAACCGCCUGUUGCAACGCUCUUAAUGCCGAAUGGUUGGGCGUACUUAUGGCACUCUGCUGUUCUUCGAACAGUUCCGCUUUUUACAUCGAUGUGUUGAAUCAGGUUGACGUACAAGAUCUUAGUAUACACAAUUCUCUUGCUAUAUUCACAUCAAUUUUAAUCGCGAGACAUUGUUUCUCUUUGGAAGAUUUCGUCGUGCACAUAGCGUUACCGUCCCUGGUGAAAACUUGCAAUGACGGCCGCGGAGACAUCGAUAUCGAAGCGGAAGCCGGUGCGCGUUUAACUUGCCAUUUGCUAUUGAGACUUUUUAAAACCGUCGAAUGUCCACAACCGGCUUUAUACUCGGUCAGUACUAGUCCUCAUCCACUUCCGAGCGGAAAUUCGAGGGGAUAUAAUAUAAAGUUGAGCUGUGAUAGACACCUGUUGGCAGCUGCGCACAAUAAUAUAAGAGUAGGACCAGUACUGGCGGUGCUUAAAGCUAUAUUAGUAGUCGGAGACGCCACAGCCGCUAAGCAGCCGCCCAAGAAAGUCGAUAUGCCCUUGAGUCAUGCUAGUAAAGGAGGCGGUCCGGCUAGCGUCGGAGUUGGAGUUGGUGUUAGUAGCAGCGGACCUGGCGAAUUGUCAAUCAGCCAUAUUUUGGGAACGAGCGAUAUUUUGGGAGGAGGCGACGACCUCGGACUCGAUUUGGCCAUGUCUUCGUCAAGCAGCAGUGCUGGCUUGACUACGGAAAACGUUAAAGGAUUUUCCGACUUUGCCCAUCAUGUUUUGCGUCAGAUUUGCAGUCAGGAGUGGGUACUGGAGAGAUGCCUACAGAAUCCAGACGAACUAUGUCACCAGGACAUGCUAUUGGACAACAUGCUGACGCCACGACAAGCCCAAAAACUGUUGCACAUGAUCUGUUAUCCUGACACUCCUACUGAAGCCUUUAUUGAUCAGAAAACUCAUAUUACUAAUAUCUUAGAGAAUUUAGAGCAAUGGAGCCUAAGAAUGUCUUGGCUAGAUUUGCAGCUUAUGUACAAACAAUUCACGCCAGGAUCCAGUGAACUUUCUCAAUGGUUGGACACAGUUGCGAAAGCCGCAAUUGACGUUUUCCAAUUGAACAAUACCUUAAGUAGCAAACCUGACAAAAGAUCGGGUUCUAUAUGGUUAGUUGCUCCAUUGGUUUCGAAAUUACCGAGUGCGGUACAAGGCAGAGUUCUCAAAGUGGCUGGACAGGUGCUGGAAUCGGGUAACUGGUCGAAAACAGCAGGUCGCGAAAGAGGUAGAUCCAAAUCGCCCUCGUUAUUCAAUCACCAACCAUUUCUCUCGCUCGUGCUUACGUGUUUGAAAGGUCAAGAUGACCAGAGAGAGGGGUUAUUGACAUCAUUACAUUCUCAGCUCUCACAGUUUUUAAAUACUAGUAAAGAAGAGAAACACAUUGGCUCUGAGGAUCCUAAAACUAGAGAAGUAUUGCAGGAUGCGCUGCAGUUGAGAUUCAGCCUCGUCGGAGGUGUAUUCGACACGAUACAGAGAAAUACGACUGCUACGACAGACUGGGCGAUUCUAUUGGUUCAAUUAGUCAGCUAUGGCGUUAUAGAUUUAAAUAACAACUCCGAACUUUUCACGACGGUAAUAGAUAUGUUGGCAACAUUAAUUCACUCUACUCUAGUGUCAGAUUCGCAGUCUGAGAAAGAUGAGAAUAAAAAGCAUUACCAGAAUUUGAUGAAAAAAUUGAAGAAAGAGCUUGGCGACAGAAAUUCUCCGAGUAUUCGCUAUGUCAGACAACUUCUACCGUUACCAAAGUUGAGCAUGGAAGUUAUUACUUGCGAACCAGUUGGAUGUUUAACGGAUACCAAAGGCAACAAGAUCGCUGGAUUUGAUAGCAUCGAUAAGAAGCAGGGGCUGCAAGUAUGCGAUUCUCAAAAAGUAUCGGCGUGGGAACUCUUGGAAGGUCAUAAAAAUCCUGCGCCGCUUUCGUGGGCUUGGUUCAGAGCCGUUAGAAUGGAACGUAAACCUCUUACAUAUCAAAAUGCGCAUAAAUUGCUGCGAUAUCACACGCACAGUCAAAUUCGUCCAGCUAGCCAUUAUCUGGAUCCACCACCGUUGCCGCCGGAGGAUCUAGAACCGGAUAAAAAGGAAUCAGAACCUGGUAAAGCGGAUACGCCAAUGAGUAUCGAUUCGCCGGGACGAGUUGGUGGUGGCGUCAAUAGCGCUGGAAUCAAUAAUGCCGGCACUAAUGGCAAAGGAAAAGCCAUGAAAACCAAGCGACAUAAUAGACGGACUAAAGGACCUGCUACACCUACUACACCUAUGUCGCAACAGAUGCAGCAACCACCAGCCCAGUUACAACAAAUGGCAUUUAGUAAUCAACAAGCUCCUGUUGCGCAACAGCCCGGUAUGUUUACUGGUCAACCGCCGCAGCCGCAACAACAAUGGUACAGCAAUCAGCAGGCACAUACGCCGGCGCAGCAGUACGGAUAUGGUCAACAGUUGCCGCCUGCGCCAGUUGGACCACGCUACGAAAGACCCGGAAUGAAUAAUCAAUCCAAGCAAGCUCUGUCUAAUAUGCUGCGAUUGCGAUUACCGUCCACUCAAUUCAUGAGCUCGCAACAACAACCGCCAAACGCGACACCGGUUGCCGGUCCGGGCGCGUUCCAAGGUAUGCAGAGGACACAGUUUAUUAGGCAACAGCUGAGAGCGCAGCACGGAGCACCCGGUAUAAAUCCGCAACAAGGCAUGUUCGCGGCGCAACAACAGCAGCAGCAACAACAACAACAAGGAAUAUACGCAGGAAUUCAACAAGGCAUGAAUCAAAAUUACGCGGGAUACGGAGGACAGCAGAUGAUGCAACAGCAGCAGCAGCAACAGCAGCAACAACAGACGUCACAGCAAACGCAACAACAGCAACAGCAGUUGCUACAACAGCAGCAGCAGCAAGGCAUCUUGAAUCAACAGCAAAACAUGAUGUUCCCCAAUCAGCAACAAAUGAUGGGACCGCAAAGGGGACAGGAGUACAUGCCACAACAGAGAAUGCAACCUGGCGCUGCGAGGCCGCCAUAUUUACAAAAAUCAUUAUAUAUUCAGGCGCCAAAUGUAACAAUGAACACAAUGGGACCAAUGGGUGGAGGUGUUCAAAAUCAACCCGCUCCUCCUUAUCGGCAAUCCGCUGGGAAACCAGGUGCGGUAGGAGUGACAGGAGUCGGGACAACCAACGUCAGCUUGCAGCAAAAUCAGCAGUUCCAACAACAGGCGAUAAAUCAGCAACGCAUGAGACAACAAAUGCUGGCUAUGCAGCAACAACAGCAACAAGCGCAGCAGCAACAACAGCAGGCCGCUCAACAGCAACAGCAGCAGCAGAACACCAGCGGCCAACAACCAACUCCUCAACUCGUGACACACCUGCAAAGACAUCUAAGUCAACCACCGCAACAUUCCUAUCAACAUCAACCACCUCCUUAUUAAUUGUACGAGAGACACUCCUACUAACCGUAUGCUGAUGUUCGACACCAAUGUAAAAUAUAAACUAGCAAGAUUUACUGAAUUUCAGACUUUCUAUUACAAGUUAAGUAGCCAAGUGGGGACAGUGUUUGCAGGGAAGAAAUACUAAAGUUUUUAAUUAAUUAAUACUAUUUUAAAUUGACUAUGUUUAUUAAGCAAACAGUGAUAACUGCAAUUUUGCGUUAUUUGAUCAUGCGUCUUGUUGUGCAGAAGCAAUCUUGAGCCUAAAAGCACACGGUUCUUUUUUCGUGUUUGAGCGUUAUAAUCGACUAAUCGAUUAGCAAAAGCAAUUUAGCAAAGUUGGACUGUUAAGUCGUCGCGACGUUCGCGUGUGAUUUAACACGAGAAAACGCAUCGUGUGUGCCGCAGGUUUUGCUACUUACGCAACAGAGAUCUUGUAACAGAAAUGUCAAAAGUCAUGUUUUAAUGAUUUCAUUGACUCUAGAUAAAUUUCUAUAAUCAAGCGUACACAUAAGUUCUAUAUGCUAUUUACUUGUAUAAAAUUUUUUUUCAUUAAAAUACUAUUUUAUUAUUUAUAAAAUUAUUUAAAAUUAUUAUAUGAAAAUAAAAAUAUUUGAAAAAAAAAAAUCACAUUAAAUGCAUAUAGACACGCGGCCGGAAUGAACAUUCACCUAGUACAAGAUCACGUGUGUACUAUAUAUAAUUUAUAUCACAAAAUAAAUUUAUUGUUAUUGUUACGCGAGUAUUUAAAUACAGUAGGGGAAAGUGAUGUUUACGUGAAUCACUCUCCUCUAACUCGUAUGUCAUAUUUUUUACCUAGACUUGUACAUCAAUAGUAAUUAUGUAUAAUAAAAGUAAAAGGUGAUUGUAUUUAACGCGUGCAUUGAAUAAAAAAUAAAAACAAACGGUAACGAGCUAGCAAGUUAGUAUAGAGUUCAUAGAAAAAAAAAAUUGGAAAAAUCUCGUAUAAACGAAUUGGAAUAUAAAUGAAUAACCGAAUCUCGAACUACUUUUGUUAUUAUUUUAAUAUUGACUUAUAUAUAUACCACACAUACACAUAUAUAUUUAUUAUUAUUUCGAAGUUAUUACGUCGAAUUUACUAAUAAACAUCGCAUGGUGCGUAUCGUAAAAAUGAAAAAAAAAUCUGUAUUCAAAGUGAGAAAUUUGCGUUAUCGACUUCUGAUCAGUUGCUUAUAUGAUAUUGCAGUAAUUGCAUCGCUAAUAUUUAAACGUAGGAAUUUGUGCUAUCAACUUCUGAUCAGUUGUAUUAAUGAUAGAUAAUAAUAUUUGAAAACAAUUUGAAAACAGGAAUUUGUAUUGUUGACUGCAUGUUGAGCAAUUAAUUGUUUUACAGUUUUCACAAUUCUACAAAAGAUAGAGACAGUUGUAGCUUUUUUAUACUAUAUGUGUGUAUGUGUGCGCGCGUUGUGUACAAUAAAAAGUGGUGGU
This is a messenger RNA of Pseudomyrmex gracilis, 8757 nucleotides long. It is a transcript of the gene kto, whose product is annotated as mediator of RNA polymerase II transcription subunit 12. The transcript has 12 exons. Bases 442 to 7311 code for a protein of 2289 amino acids. Gene Ontology annotation, biological process: regulation of transcription by RNA polymerase II. Gene Ontology annotation, cellular component: mediator complex. The record is from RefSeq and is a predicted model, not a curated record. NCBI's taxonomy places the organism in Eukaryota, Metazoa, Arthropoda, Insecta, Hymenoptera, Formicidae. Gene Ontology annotation, molecular function: transcription coactivator activity.